Physella acuta is the source of this 1347-nucleotide messenger RNA. Its product is annotated as gelsolin-like protein 1. Gene Ontology annotation, molecular function: actin filament binding. Gene Ontology annotation, cellular component: cytoplasm; actin cytoskeleton. The record is from RefSeq and is a predicted model, not a curated record. NCBI's taxonomy places the organism in Eukaryota, Metazoa, Mollusca, Gastropoda, Physidae. Gene Ontology annotation, biological process: actin polymerization or depolymerization.
AAUUAAAACUGGAUAAGGCCUCUAAAAGACGAGCUCGGUGAUUGGCUCAAAUAAAACCCAUCUGGCAAUAAAAGCGGAUCGUAUUUAGGAAUUUAGCAGACGACGUGUGUCAACAAACGGGCGCCAACCACCUGUAUCCUGUGUGUAGGACACGACUGGUAAUUUUUUAAAAAAAGAACCACCAAGCUUGUGCUAGAAACAACAAUGUCAGGUCUGAUCAAGCCAAAGGAAUACGACUGGAAGGACUCUAAUUUGGCUCUCUUUGGUUCAGAAACAGAAAAAAAUGUCAAAAAGGAAUCUGCACAAACCGAACCUGCCUGGAAGGAUGCUGGUAAAAAAGUUGGCCUACAGAUCUGGAGAAUUGUGAAAUUUAAGGUCACAGCUUGGCCAAAGGAAGACUAUGGUAAAUUUUAUGAAGGCGAUUCAUACAUUAUUCUAAAUACCUACAAAGAACCAGGUAAUGACCAGUUAUUAUAUGAUGUUCAUUUUUGGAUUGGAAGAUACAGCACACAGGAUGAAUAUGGUACAGCUGCCUACAAAACUGUUGAACUAGACACGUUGUUGGAUGAUGUUCCCAUUCAACACAGGGAAGUUCAGGGAUAUGAAUCUGACCUUUUUAGGUCUUAUUUCAAAACUAUUCAACUGCUGAAAGGAGGAGCAGACAGUGGCUUUAGACAAGUGAAGCCAACUGAAUAUCGGCCCAGACUUUUACAUUUCCAUGGUGAUAAGUUUGGAGUUUGUGUCAAAGAGAUACAACGCAAUCGGAGUGUACUUGAUAACUCUGAUGUUUACAUCCUUGACCUUGGACUUCGGCUCAUCCAGUGGAAUGGUUCUGGCAGCAAUAAAGAUGAACGAUUCAAUGCAAUGAGGUAUCUAAAAGGAAUUAUUGAGGAAAGGUGUGGAAAACCACAAUCAGAAGUCCUGGAUGAUGGGGCAGAAGAUACUGAAUUUCUUAGCUAUCUUGAUGAACAAAAUGAAGAGCUCCAUGACUUCAAGGCAGCAGACAGAACUGUGGAACUGUUUAGGCUGUCUGAUGCAACAGGAGCUUUAAAUUUCUCCCUAGAAAAAUCUGGUGUUAUCAGGAAAUCUGACUUUGAUACCAAGGAUGUCUUCAUAUUGGACACCAAAUCUGAGGUCUUUGUCUGGAUUGGAAAACAAACUACUGUCUCAGAGAAAAAAAAUGCCUUGGCAUAUGCUCAUUCGUACUUGCAGAGAACUGAUCACCCAUUAGUACCCGUCUGCUGCCUCAGUGAGGGUAGAUCAGUGAAGGCCUUUGAAACAGCAAUAGCUGCAUAAGCUGUUUGUACAUGCAAGGCAGUAAAAAGUCUGCAUUCAGUUUUUAAUUUU